Molecule: messenger RNA, 1646 nt
Organism: Gymnodraco acuticeps
Lineage: Eukaryota; Metazoa; Chordata; Actinopteri; Perciformes; Bathydraconidae
Gene: kcnip2
Product: Kv channel interacting protein 2
Exons: 9
Coding region: 256-1017 (253 amino acids)
Biological process (GO): regulation of potassium ion transmembrane transport
Cellular component (GO): voltage-gated potassium channel complex
Molecular function (GO): calcium ion binding; potassium channel regulator activity
Source: RefSeq, a predicted model, not a curated record
UAGUGACCUUGAAGAGCGCGCGUUUGCUCAGGAGAGUUUGGAUGGAGAACAUUAUUCCUUUUGCACGGAUCUUUUCUACACUUUUCUGUCCUCCAUUUAUCUGAGACCAGUUUGCAUCACGCACAAAGGCUGGUUCUUGCAGAAAGUGAUAUGCAAACGGGAGUGAAUUCAUAGACGAGCUGCGGCUCCGACGCGCGCGCCGUGUCCCGCAGGCUGAGCGCGGGGCUCCGGGAAGAAGUGACACAAACAACAAACAUGAAAUCCAGGAGUCAGGACCAGAGUUUGUCUGACUCCAGAGAGCUGGACAGAUCUUACGACCCGCUCACAGGUAAUCCACCAUCCAAACCCAACAAAAAGACCAUAAAGCAGCGCUUCCUCAAACUUCUGCCCUGCUGUCGCUCUGGCUCCAGCUCUUCCAUUACUCAAAGUAACAUAAGUGAUGAUGACGAACUGUCAACGGUGCGUUACCGACCGGAGAGGAUCGACCGCCUCGUACAGCAGACCAACUUCACCAAGAAAGAGUUGCAGGUCCUCUACCGGGGAUUCAAAAACGAGUGUCCGAGUGGGGUGGUGAAUGAAGAGACUUUUAAAAGCAUCUACUCCCAGUUCUUCCCUCAUGGAGAUUCAAGUAUGUAUGCACACUUCCUGUUUGAAGCUUUUGACACCCACAACAAUGGAUCGGUCAGCUUUGAGGACUUUAUUGUCAGUCUGUCCAUCAUCUUGAGAGGAUCCAUCACCGAUAAACUCAACUGGGCCUUUAAUCUGUACGACCUCAACAAAGAUGGCUGCAUCACCAGAGAGGAGAUGACAGACAUCAUGGGCUCCAUCUAUGACAUGAUGGGGAAGUAUACUUACCCCUGCAUGAAGGAAAAUGCUUCCAAGGAGCAUGUUGACAACUUCUUCCAGAAAAUGGACAAGAACAAAGACGGAGUGGUCACCAUCGAGGAGUUCUUGGACACAUGCCAAAAGGAUGAAAGCAUCAUGCAGUCCAUGCACAUGUUCGACAAUGUGAUCUAAAUCUUUAGGAACUAGAUUUCUCUCUUCUGCGUGGACCUCAUCUAGUUCUUCAGCCCCCAGAAGGAGUGAACGGUGCUCCUGGAUCCUAAACAGAGCGGUGCAAUGUCCUGAGGAUAUCUACCCCAAAAACCCAUCUUCUCCUGAAAUGUCUUUAUCAAAAGUGUACAGGAAGGCAUCAAACAUGUGGUGUUUAAGAUCUUGAGACUGGUUAAAAUGUUCCGAGCAGAAUUAUUUGAACACGCGUAUUUAAUGCUGAAGUAAAGCAGCUAAGCAUUGAUGAACAGAAGGGUCAAACAAGCAGAUAUAUGCAGGCUUCUCUCGAGGCCUCUUUACUCAUUCACUUGUACUUUCUCUCUUGCAUGAAUGAAUGAAUGUGCAGACACAAGGAGCAAAUUGAACAAUGCUCAAAAUGUUGUAGAAAAUGUAAAUGAUCACUUUUUGUACUCAGUUUUAAGGACGGCUCUGAUGAAGGGAUGAGGUUUGAAAACAAGCAAUAAUCUAAGAAUAACAUGUUAUUAAAUCUGUCCUCAAUGUUCCUAUGAGAUACGACUGUUCUCACCAAUCACAUGUAUUGUAAAACCGUAUACUGUGUGUGCAUGACUGGCUGUUGAAAUGUUGAUUUAUUUAGG